Leptonychotes weddellii (Weddell seal) is the source of this 6896-nucleotide messenger RNA. The record is from RefSeq and is a predicted model, not a curated record. NCBI's taxonomy places the organism in Eukaryota, Metazoa, Chordata, Mammalia, Carnivora, Phocidae.
UUCUACCCCUUGCCACAAAACAACACGAGAAAGAAAUCAAGGAUCUACACCUGUCAUCGACCAGAUCACCCCAGUAGGGUCAAUAGACAGACUGAGUCCCAGGGAAAAAGCUGCCGGCAUCUGAGGGAUAAACCACUUUGAAGAGCUUUUACCUUAACGCUGACCUGGAAGACUUUGACUCCUGGUUACAAGGUAUUUUGGGCACCUUCAAUAUUUACCUUCACUUUUCUGGUCAAGCGUGAUUCAUGAAAUGGAACUAAAGCUGAAAAAUCAUCUACUUCUUUGCGAAUUUGAGACACUAUUGGGAUGGUCUUAAGCGCAUACAACUAGACUCUAACUGCAGCUAUGAGUUCAGACGAGAAGGGCAUAUCCCCUGCUCAUAAAACCUCCACUCCAACCCAUAGAAGUGCCUCCUCUUCAACAUCCUCCCAUAGGGACAGUCGGCAGAGUAUCCACGUACUGGAGAGGACUGCUUCCUCCAGCACCGAGCCCUCUGUCAGUCGGCAGUUGCUCGAACCAGAGCCUGUACCCCUCUCCAAGGAAGCUGACAGCUGGGAAAUUAUAGAAGGGCUGAAAAUAGGCCAAACCAAUGUCCAGAGACCAGACAAACACGAAGGCUUUAUGCUGAAGAAAAGAAAAUGGCCUUUAAAAGGCUGGCACAAGCGUUUUUUUGUCCUGGAUAAUGGAAUGUUAAAGUAUUCAAAGGCACCACUUGAUAUUCAAAAGGGGAAGGUCCAUGGAAGCAUCGAUGUCGGACUCUCGGUCAUGUCAAUUAAAAAGAAAGCUCGGAGAAUAGACCUUGACACAGAAGAGCACAUCUAUCAUUUGAAGGUGAAAUCCCAGGACUGGUUUGAUGCAUGGGUCUCCAAACUGCGUCAUCAUCGAUUAUAUCGGCAGAAUGAAAUUGUCAGGUCACCAAGAGAUGCUAGUUUUCACAUAUUUCCUUCAACCUCCACAGCUGAAUCCUCACCAGCUGCUAACGUUUCUGUUGUGGAUGGAAAGGUGCCACCAAACAGCUUUCCGUGGCAGUCCCCUUUGCCGUGCAGCAACAGCCUCCCUGCAACCUGCACGACGGGCCAGAGCAAAGUGGCAGCCUGGUUACAGGACUCGGAAGAAAUGGACAGGUGUGCCGAAGAUCUUGCACACUGCCAGUCAAACCUUGUGGAACUUAGCAAACUCCUGCAAAAUUUGGAAAUACUUCAGAGAACUCAGUCAGCACCUAACUUUACUGACAUGCAGGCUAACUGUGUAGAUAUUUCAAAGAAAGACAAGCGGGUCACAAGAAGAUGGAGAACAAAAAGUGUCAGCAAAGAUACAAAAAUACAACUGCAGGAAGGGCCGUCUGUGAAGGGACAGUUCAGCACCACUCGGCGCCGGCAGAGGCUAGCGGCAGCAGUGGCUACAACAGUCCCUUUCAGUGCUACUAUGUCACCAGUCCGCCUGCACUCCUCCAACCCCAACCUUUGUGCAGAUAUCGAAUUUCAGACUCCCCCUAGCCACCUCACCGACCCUCUGGAAAGUUCAACGGAUUACACAAAGCUUCAGGAGGAAUUUUGUCUAAUUGCACAGAAAGUGCAUUCUCUUUUGAAGUCUGCAUUUAAUAGCAUAGCUAUAGAGAAGGAGAAGCUUAAGCAGAUGGUUUCUGAGCAGGAUCACAAUAAAGGCCACAGCACGCAGAUGGCACGGCUCCGACAGUCACUGUCUCAGGCACUCAACCAGAAUGCUGAACUAAGAAGUCGGUUGAACAGAAUACAUUCAGAAUCUAUUAUUUGUGAUCAGGUUGUCAGUGUAAAUAUUAUCCCUAGCCCUGAUGAGGCUGGUGAGCAAAUCCAUGUCAGUCUCCCCCUGUCACAGCAGGUAGCCAACGAGAGCCGCCUCUCCAUGUCAGAGUCUGUCUCCGAGUUCUUUGACGCCCAGGAGGUGCUGCUCUCUGCAAGCUCAUCAGAGAAUGAGGCUUCAGACGAUGAGUCUUACAUCAGUGACGUGAGUGAUAAUAUAUCUGAAGACAACACCAGUGUUGCAGACAACAUUUCUCGGCAAAUCUUGAAUGGGGAGCUCACAGGAGGAGCCUUCCGAAAUGGCCGUCGAACGUGCCUGCCAGCCCCCUGCCCCGACACCAGUAACAUUAACCUGUGGAAUAUCUUGAGGAACAACAUUGGUAAAGACUUGUCUAAAGUCUCUAUGCCUGUGGAGCUAAAUGAGCCACUCAACACCCUGCAGCAUCUCUGUGAGGAAAUCGAAUACAGUGAGCUUCUGGACAAGGCUUCAGAAACUGACGACCCCUACGAGCGCAUGGUUCUUAUUGCUGCAUUUGCAGUUUCAGGAUAUUGCUCCACCUAUUUCAGAGCAGGAAGUAAGCCAUUCAACCCUGUCCUUGGGGAGACUUACGAAUGCAUUAGAGAGGACAAGGGAUUCAGAUUUUUCUCAGAACAGGUUAGCCAUCAUCCACCCAUUUCUGCCUGUCACUGUGAAUCCAAGAAUUUUGUGUUUUGGCAAGAUAUCAGAUGGAAAAACAAGUUCUGGGGGAAGUCCAUGGAAAUCCUGCCUGUUGGAACACUGAAUGUCAUGCUUCCAAAGUAUGGAGAUUGCUAUGUAUGGAAUAAAGUCACCACGUGCAUACACAACAUUCUCAGUGGGAGGAGGUGGAUAGAGCAUUAUGGAGAAGUAACCAUUAGAAAUACCAAAAGCAGUGUUUGCAUUUGCAAACUCACAUUUGUCAAGGUGAAUUAUUGGAAUUCUAAUGUGAAUGAGGUCCAGGGGGUCGUAAUGGAUCAGGAGGGGAAGGUGGUGCACCGGCUCUUCGGGAAGUGGCAUGAAGGGCUCUACUGUGGCGUGGCCCCCUCUGCAAAGUGCAUCUGGAGACCAGGUUCCAUGCCAACCAACUAUGAGCUCUACUAUGGCUUCACGAGGUUUGCUAUCGAGCUCAAUGAGUUAGAUCCUGUCCUGAAAGAUCUCCUUCCACCGACAGAUGCCCGAUUCCGGCCAGAUCAGAGAUUUUUGGAAGAAGGAAAUUUAGAAGCUGCGGCCGCAGAGAAACAAAGAGUGGAGGAACUCCAGAGAUCUCGAAGGCGCUACAUGGAAGAAAACAACCUUGAACAUAUACCAAAAUUUUUUAAAAAAGUCAUUGAUGCCAAUCAAAGAGAAGCCUGGGUUUCUAAUGAUACUUACUGGGAGCUGCGAAAGGACCCUGGGUUUAGCAAAGUAGACAGCCCUGUUCUUUGGUAAACUGAGAAUGUAGAGCUAGCCAACAUAUCAUGCUCUGAAUGAAUAAAUAACUAUGCACAAUUAUGUUUCCUAGAGCUCCGCGUGGUUUCUGGGUCGACUGAAAACCGACCGUUUGCUUUUCUAUUCAUCUUUAUAAUGGACUUUCAGAAGUGCAUUAGACAAGGCCCCUAACCACUUUUGGAUCCUUUCUGUUUUGCUGCAACCAUAUCCCUUAAAAAACAUCCACACCCUCCUUGAAAAGCAGAAUAAAAGGAGAAUAUCAAAUCCAAAGUCUGAAGUGUUUGUAAAGAAAACAAACUGUCACUGGUGCUUAAAGCUGAUCCAGAGAGUUUAAAGCAACAUGACAUAUAAACCACGCUUUUGGUCCUUUGUCUGGAAGCACCAUCCCCGCAUCUAGAAGCUCCUGUACCACGGCACUUGGUCAGCUUGGACUUCGAGUGUGUCCGUUUGAUGUGGUGUACUUGUGCUGACCUUGUCAAAAAAGAUGUGAUACGCCUCAGAACCCUGUUCCAUCUGUACGCCAUUGUUCAUGCCUUAAGAAAUGCAAAGAUGUACAAUAAAUCAUUUUUUAAAUGUGUGCUCAUAGGUUUAUGUGAGGGACAGCUCUUUUGAAUCACGGCAUGAUUCACUUUCUGGGCUCAGAACAAUUAUGAGACUAACGUAAGUGGAUUUUAAGAAGGUAAACUACACACGCUUUACUUUGAUAUGCUGGUGACUGUCUCCUCUCUCUGAAGGGCAAGAAGGAAAAGGUGUGCUCAGUAGAUCUCUGUAUUCACAUUGCUCGUCAAGUUCCUGUCCUGCGCCCAGAUAAUAAACCCUCUUCCGCCUAAUCUCACAGUGUGCCCUAUUCUUUGGCAAUAUCUGUAUUUGAUUUGAACACUUGGCAUCAGUGUUAAAACCGUAGACGGAAAUAACAGAAAGCAUGUGGAAUGUCUGCGUGGGCUUAGGAGUCACUGUAAACGGAACUAUUUCUGAGUGGAGCACAAUGUAACCCGCAUCUCUGUCCUGGGCCCCGGCCGUGGGCACUCGCGGAAACCCUCUGGGAACAGAAGCGAGACUACUAGUAGCUUAUUUGCAUUGUUUAAAUGAGUUCUAUGCAAAAUCAUAUUUUAUAUUUUCAUCAAGUGAUUCUGUAUGAUACGUAACGACGUAUUAGGCAUUUGCCUUGCUAUUGGCAGAGGUAAUAAAAUAAGCUAAGGAAUUUAUCCAUCCCAACAAAAGCAGGGGGGAGGGGCAGAAAUACGCUUUGCAUACUUCAGGAUUUGUUUUUUCUUCCAAUAUACAGAGGCUUUUGUAAGAAACUUGCAUCAGUGUUUCUGAGUUUCUAAUUUUAGUAUAUGUGCUGCCGAAGCGAGCACAGUGUUCCUGAGUUUCUGCACGUAGAUGACUAUAUAAAUGCCUGUAUGUUUAAAAAAAAAAAUCUCUUCAGAGUUUUUCCUAGAGAAUUAUAAAAAUACAUAUAUUUUAUUCUUAGAGUCUUACCAUCAGAUUUUAAGUGCUAUUUUAAACUCUGAUAACAAGGUUAUUGGCAUUUACAUUUUGUUAUGAGCUGUUGAUUUUAGUGUUCUUUCUCCUCAGCCAGGCGUUCCUAAUAGCCAACCCACUCUCAAACCCCAGCUGCCGCGGAGAGCGGAAGGGAAAACUCUGGAGUCUCCACUAGGUGGAGCAGUGUGUUCUGAAACUCAUCCCCCUCCUUGUAUCUGAGGCCCUACGUUAUGUGUACCGUAGGGUUUAAAGUGGAAUUUCCUUUUCAAAAGUAAGCUCCCUAAUCCAUCCCCAGAUGUAAGCAUUCCACUGGAGCAACAGCCUCCCUAGGAUUCUCAAUGCCUUUAAUUCCCAUUUUAAAUCUGUAGGUGGCUUGCCUCGAGGUAGUAAAAUUAUUUACUUGUUACUGAUCUUUUUCUGUGCAUUCGUCAUCUUUUUAUCUGCAUCCUGAGAUACAUGCCUUUAAUUUUAAUUAGAAUUUAAUUAGAAUUCAGUUGUCUUCCCCACAGAAGUCUGUUCUCCCACAGUCGGUAAAGCUUUAAAUACUAUUUAAAGGGGUUCUGGUCUGUACUUACUAGCACUUCCCAGAACAGUCUCAAAAUAUGUAGCCUAAAAAUAAGAAGAGAAUUCUGCAAAGCAAAGGUACUCGAACAGAGAAGCGGGAAGGUGAGGCAUUAGGUGACCAUGGGUGUAUCAGUCAGACAGCUGAAAGAGGACCCAGGGCCCAUCAGGGAAGCAACUACCAUACCUGGCAUUCGGGCUGAAAUUGAGAAAAAGAGUAACUACUAGAAAGGACCUUCGCUAGAUAAGUUCAAGCUACAAAUCAAGUAGGUAAAUGUUGGUCAGAGCUAACCUGAAACUCUGAUUAGGAUUUCAAGAUGAGAAUGAGAAGAAUGUCACAUUAAUGAAAAGCACCACAUUUAAAAAUAUCCCAGAUUUAGAAUCUCUUUUGAGAUCCAGAUAUCCUGAUUAGACUCCUAAUUCAAGCCUUCAAUUAAGUUUUAGAUAAUAUUCCUAUAAUACCUGAUUCACAAAUCUCCCUAUUAAGUAUUCGUGCCCAUGUAAUGGUCUCAUCCCUUGCCACCCACCCCCUGCCCCACCCCCCUUUCUUUUAACUUUUGAUUGAUACCACGGUUUUAGAAUAGUGAGACUUACUCUGUUUGGGAUUUUCAUCCGCAUAAUUUGGGGGCUUUUGAGACUAGUUUAAACAGCAAAAGAAUAGAAUAAAUAUUAAAUCAUUCCUGAUAAAACCUGACUUAUUUCUUAGAAUUUUAUGUGAGCCUCUUUGUUUCAAGGGUACUUUUCUUAUUUGUCUUUCCCCUCAAACAAUCUAAACUAGAGGAAGACUUAAUAUGUCUUCAUACCUCCCCCGUGAUUUAUUCAUCAACUCCUUCAUCUUUCUGAGCUGGUCACUAAGGAAAGCAGUAAUAAGUGAUGAUGGUCUUGUGGACGUGGCUGGACUGAGCAGGUCGACGGCCCCCACCAGCACUCACAGAGGCCGACCAGGAACUAAUUGUUUUGUUUCCAUAUGCUGCCACACACGGUGCAGAUUUACUCUCAGAUUUUGCUGUUAUUGUUUUGGUUUGUUUUUAAUUAAGUCAUUAUUUUUCAUGUGUUACUUACAAGUACCCCAUAAUUUCCAGGCAGUUGUAAAAAUAAACCUCAUUUAAGAUACCUUUUAAUAUUGCCUAUCAAUUACAUGUGACAUAAAAACUACCAAAUGUAUUUUCCGAGGAAGAGAAACCAAGGGGCUGUCAAUACAAAGGAUGCCAGGUUGCUGAUUUUCCAAACUUUUGCUCCUCUUCCAUCAUUCUGGUCCCGGUGCCUUUCAGCAAUCCCACUAACCAACCAAUCGUUAGGGAUUAAAGAGGAACCUGAUCAAUGGUUUGCUUAGUGGCUGGAGAAGACUUUAUAAUCAUAAUCUAAUGUAUAAGUUUGUUAUUACAAAAAUUAAUUAUCCAUCUUGUCUAAUCUUGUUCCCUGUCAUCCUAGAUAAUGAAGUGUUUGGGGGAGCAGAGCUCCUCACACACCAGGGGGUGUAAUAAAUGUUUGCACUUGGCUCAAGUCAUUAUAGUAUGAAUGUGGCACAGUAAAUAAAGUUUGUGUACAAAAUACCAGUUUAUUUCUAUGGGAGCCAUUAUGUUCAGGAUAUAUAUAAUGUAUCUAAUUAAACAAUUAUGCAUCUA